CACGAAGCAUUCUUUUUUCAAGCAAGUUGCUAACAUAGAAAAUUCAUUUAAGCAUACAUUUCGGUGAGGUUUCUUAUUAAUUUAAUGAAGUGUUUCAUAUAAUAAUUCCAAAAUCCAAUUCCGUAUUAAAUUAAGGUAAACGUAUAAAAUAACUAUGGGUAACAUGAUGGGACGGAAAGCAGCUAAGGCUAAGCGGAUAAGAACCAGCGGGCAUGUGCACGAAUAUUUACUGGAUCCUGUACGAAAACGCCCUCGAACGUCACAGAGCUCACGGGAUGCCAGAUACAUAAUGAGUCUUUGUCAACAAGGCCGCAGCGCAACAAUGCAGGAUUUGAACAAGGCUGGUCAGGAGGAGGAGGAGCCGCCACCCUUUCCAGACGCUCCUUUACCGAGAUGGCAGAGCAGAUGGGAGGUGGAAAUGCGGCCUGACCCGCGAGAUGUAACAACAAUGUUAAAGAGCAAGACGACGUUGAAACCAUGGAAAAGUAUGCCCCUUCCCACUACAGAGGAAGCAGCGUCGACGAGGAAAACAACGCCUACGAAUUCCAGAAACGUCAGUCGACGUGGUCGUCGCAGGAAGACAAGGAACGAUCGAAGAGCGGGUAUCGGGUCGGCACGUACAUUUUUGACCGAUGUAGAGGACUCGGAGAAAUUUGAACGCAUUAGUGUAACUUCGUGCUCCAUAGAUGGUUUCAAGAUGCUGUACAAAAAUGACGCUCGCAUGGAGAGCAUGUUUGAUAUGACCUCGAAGCUGUGGCACAUAGAGCCGAAAAAGAGAAACAUGAAAUGGUUUCUUGCUGAUACUCAUCAUAUGAAGGAGCAAAACCCGAGCGAAGUCGUUCCUAGAAGUGUCAAACCGUACACUUCAAUAAUUAAAACUAUUGGGCACCAUCGACCGACCGCAAUACAGCAAACAAUCAUUGAGGAAGAAUAGCUUAUUAAAACACUUGAGUGGCAGAGUGAGCGUAAUGUGUGUCUUUGAUAAUUUGUCAUGUAAUUGAAUAUCAAAAGGUAACACCAGCAUGAA
Mya arenaria is the source of this 1027-nucleotide messenger RNA. RefSeq lists its product as uncharacterized. The coding region runs from base 155 to 934 and encodes 259 amino acids. The record is from RefSeq and is a predicted model, not a curated record. The transcript has 3 exons. Lineage: Eukaryota; Metazoa; Mollusca; Bivalvia; Myida; Myidae.